CACAAACACACACACAGUGGCGCAACCAGCAGCCACACGCGCUCUGUCUCUCUAUCUGUCUCUCUCUCUCUCUCUCUUUCUCCUCCUCUCUGAGAAUGGUCCACCCGGUGCCUGAGGCUCUGCUGUCGCGGCCUGCCGCCCGUGUCUGAUCUCUCACACACAUACGCGCACUCAAUAGUAAUCAUGAUGUGAGAGGUGGGUACUAAGUAUCGUGCCCUCUCUUGCGUCUGCCGCUGCUUGGAGCUGCUUAUAGUACAAGCCUCAGCUUUCCUGCCUGCUUGCUGCCCACAUCAGUGAAAGACUGCCUGCACAACCCCACAAUCCCUGUGACCCCGAACCACCCCUACCUGACAGAGCUGAAGUGGGCACUAUUGAAUCAGCCAAUCAGAGUCUAGGAUUUUUGCUUUGGGAUCCAUUACUGCAGUUCAGUUUUUCCUUGAAGCAACAUUUUUUUUUUUUUGGUUUGUUCUUUUUCCUUUGGCCUGGCGUUUAUCCACGAGGAAAGAGGAGCUUAAUGAUCUAAGAAAGAGAACAUUAGCAAAAAGGACAGACUACUUUUGACAAAACACAAGCACACCCAAAGCACUUUGGGAUUUUAAGGAUCUGAAGUUUGCUUGCCGCUAAAGCGAGAUGGCGAUGAAUAUGGCUCACAUGCGGGACACGAAAUGGCUGACGCUGGAGGUGUGUCGAGAGUUUCAGCGGGGAACGUGCUCACGCUCCGAUGCUGAGUGCAAGUUUGCGCAUCCUGCCAAGAGCUGCCAGGUGGAGAACGGGCGAGUCAUCGCGUGCUUUGAUUCACUGAAGGGUCGUUGUUCCAGAGAGAACUGUAAGUACCUGCACCCUCCUCCUCACCUGAAGACUCAGCUGGAGAUAAACGGCCGUAACAAUCUGAUCCAGCAGAAGAACAUGGCAAUGCUCGCCCAGCAGAUGCAGCUAGCCAAUGCCAUCAUGCCUGGAAGUCAGCUUCAGCCAAUGCCUAUGUUUUCGGUCGCACCAAGCCUUGCAAAUAACGCCAGUGCGGCUGCUGCAGCGGCUGCCGCGGCUGCGUUUAAUCCGUACCUGGGCCCAGUGUCACCUGGGCUGAUGUCGGCAGAGAUCAUGCCCAACACACAGAUGCUGAUGGCGGGCAACCCUGGAGUGGCAUCCAUGCCGUCCGCUGCCAACGCUGCAGCUGCUGCUGCUUCAGCUGUGGCUGCCCAGAAACUCCUCAGAACAGACCGCCUGGAGGUGUGUCGUGAAUACCAGCGUGGCAACUGCUCUCGUGGGGAGACGGACUGCAGGUUUGCCCACCCUUCCGACAGCACAAUGAUCGACCCCAGUGACAACACGGUGACGGUGUGUAUGGAUUACAUAAAGGGCCGCUGCUCCAGAGACAAGUGCAAAUACUUCCACCCUCCUGCACAUCUGCAGGCCAAGAUCAAAGCAGCGCAACACCAGGUCAAUCAGGCCACGGCCGCCGCUGCCAUGACUCAGUCGGCUGUCAAAUCACUGAAGCGACCCCUCGAAGCCACCUUUGACCUGGGAAUUCCUCACAGUGUCAUGCCACCUUUACCAAAGCGGCCUGCGCUUGAGAAAGCCAACGGUGCCGCGGGCAUGUUCAGUACUGGCAUGCUCCAGUACCAGCAGGCUUUGGCCAACAUGCAGUUUCAGCAGCAAGCCUUUAUUCCGUCAGGCUCAAUAUUGUGCAUGACCCCUGCAGCAAGCGUGGUUCCCAUGAUGCACGGCGCUUCUCCGGCCGCUGUGUCCGCAGCAACCACAUCUGCCACAAGUGUUCCCUUCGCAUCUGCAUCAGCCAAUCAGGACUCUUCUCUAUCAAAGCUGACUACCAACGAAUACAUGCAAUUGAUUCCAAUAAUAUCUGCAGAGCAUCUGACUAGUCACAAGUACUUGACGCAGAUGUAGUUCCAGUCCUCAACAAUCAAAGGAAUGUGCUGUUGUCCUGGACAAAAAGGCAAACAAACAGAAUUCAAAAUUUUAACAUCAAGAUCACCGGCAGAUAGAAUAUACUAUGAAGAUUAAGAUUUGGUCAUACAUGAUGGUAGAGUUUUACUAGAGUGAAGCUGAGUGUCCUUCCACACGAUAUGUAGAAUUUGAGUGAAACUACAUCAUUAUGUCAGACAGGACGGCAUUUUUACUCUCAAGCCGGAUUAGUAGGAAAAGUGAUUUUCAUGUCUGACCUAACACCGUUUUGGCAUGUUAGUAGACCAAGAGAUAUUUUUUUGUGAUUCACACCUUGAUUAUCUUUACUCGAAAUUUGUCUGAUGGUUUACAGAGUUCUAAAAGGUGCACCUUGAAUUGAAAAGCGAAUCAAAAGUC
Molecule: messenger RNA, 2316 nt
Organism: Pimephales promelas (fathead minnow)
Lineage: Eukaryota; Metazoa; Chordata; Actinopteri; Cypriniformes; Leuciscidae
Gene: mbnl1
Product: muscleblind-like splicing regulator 1
Biological process (GO): regulation of RNA splicing
Cellular component (GO): cytoplasm; nucleoplasm
Molecular function (GO): metal ion binding; RNA binding
Source: RefSeq, a predicted model, not a curated record